CUUUCAGAGUUCAGUGUUUCCACUCGACAGAAAACAAGAAGACAGCUUACAUCUUACUUCCCUUUUCCUUCAUAAAGCUCUCCCCUCUCUAUCAAAAAAACAAUCCCUAAAACUUAACCACGAAGCAAAGAAAAUGAACAGUGAAGACAUGAAAAGAAGCAUCACCGGAGGUGUGAAGGUCGAAAACGACUCUUAUUACCGGAAAUCAUCACCGGCUGCAGCAGCCCCUCCCGGAAAAAAGAUCAUCAUCAAGAAUGCUGACAUGAAAGAUGACAUGCAAAAAGAAGCUGUUGAUAUAGCCAUCGCAGCAUUUGAGAGGAACAAUGUAGAGAAGGAUGUAGCAGAGCAUAUAAAGAAGGAGUUUGAUAAGAAGCAUGGACCCACUUGGCAUUGCAUUGUUGGUCGCAAUUUCGGUUCAUAUGUGACUCAUGAGACGAACCACUUUGUUUAUUUCUAUUUGGACCAGAAAGCUGUUUUGCUAUUCAAAUCUGGUUGAUCCUGAUGGUCAUGGAGAUCACAACUAUGCCGAUAAUGCAUUUAUGAUCAUGAUGCUAUAGCUAGUGCUUGUAUGUAUUAAUUGAAACUUCCUGGCAUGCAAAGACUCUAGCCAGAAUUUCCUGUGCCUAACAUGUAUAUUUGAUCACACUUAAAAUGGUUUUGAACCUGUGGAUAUGAAUCUCCGUCCCUCAGUCAACUGAGUUGCUGCUUUUA
Populus trichocarpa (black cottonwood) is the source of this 711-nucleotide messenger RNA. RefSeq lists its product as uncharacterized. The record is from RefSeq and is a predicted model, not a curated record. The transcript is spliced from 3 exons. The coding region runs from base 134 to 496 and encodes 120 amino acids. NCBI's taxonomy places the organism in Eukaryota, Viridiplantae, Streptophyta, Magnoliopsida, Malpighiales, Salicaceae. Gene Ontology annotation, biological process: microtubule-based process. Gene Ontology annotation, molecular function: dynein intermediate chain binding; dynein light intermediate chain binding. Gene Ontology annotation, cellular component: dynein complex.